AUGGCCGAAGAGGCAUCCAAGAAGGUGGAAUCCAAAGCGCCGUCGGAAACUCCCCCGGCUCCGGCUCGGGCACCGGCACCUGCGCCGGCAGAAUCGCCUAAAGACGUAGCCGAGGAGAAAUCUGUGAUUCCGCCUCCUCUUCCUCCUCCGGAGGAGAAGCCCGAUGACUCCAAAGCUGUCGUUCUAGCUGAAAGUAAGACCUCUUUCUCUGUGUUUUCUGUUGAAUUCUGUUCUUUUAGUGAGAAUCUAAUGAGAGAUCUACCCGGUGGUUUAAUUUGGAUCGUGCAUGGGAUUGAAGUGGGUUGGGAAGCAAAGAAUUUUGAGUGCAUUGCACAUUCAAUGACUUCCUAUCCUCAAGAGAAUGCACAUAUAGUAGGGAAUUUGAGUAAAGGUAGAGUUAUCAACCGGUUACAUACUGAUUUCCAAUGGUAUCAUCUUAACAUGAGGGGUGAAGCUCCAGAACCUCUGGAAAAGAAGAGUAGUGAAGGUUCUAUUAAUAGAGAUGCUGUACUUGCAAAAGUUGCAACGGAGAAGAAGUUGUCUCUAAUCAGAGCAUGGGAAGAAAGUGAGAAGUCAAAAGCAGAGAACAAAGCUCAGAAAAAAAUAUCCGCUAUCGGUGCAUGGGAGAACAGUGAGAAGGCUACUAUAGAAGCUGAGUUGAAAAAAAUGGAGGAGAAGUUGGAGAAACAGAAGGCAGAAUAUAUUGAGAAAAUGAAAAACAAGGUUGCAUUGAUUCACAAGCAAGCAGAAGAAAAGAGGGCAUUUAUAGAAGCCAAACGUGGUGAAGAUCUGCUCAAGGCAGAGGAGAUGGCGGCAAAGUAUCGUGCCACUGGCACUGGUCCAAAGAAACUCCUAGGCUGUUUCUGA
This is a messenger RNA of Thlaspi arvense, 867 nucleotides long. The record is from the annotation of a GenBank genome assembly. NCBI's taxonomy places the organism in Eukaryota, Viridiplantae, Streptophyta, Magnoliopsida, Brassicales, Brassicaceae.